Myxozyma melibiosi is the source of this 3107-nucleotide messenger RNA. Its product is annotated as exocyst complex component Sec5-domain-containing protein. Gene Ontology annotation, cellular component: exocyst. Bases 264 to 3002 code for a protein of 912 amino acids. The transcript has 4 exons. NCBI's taxonomy places the organism in Eukaryota, Fungi, Ascomycota, Lipomycetes, Lipomycetales, Lipomycetaceae. The record is from RefSeq and is a predicted model, not a curated record. Gene Ontology annotation, biological process: Golgi to plasma membrane transport; exocytosis.
UUGGCCGAGGUCAAGGCUGAGCCGUGCCCCGUGAACUCUGAGCCAGCUCCCAGCUCCCUGUUUGUUUGAGUUUCAGGGCCUCGCGUCCACAGAUCAGCUAUACGCCCUAUCAACUGUGCCCUUCGUCGGACAGCACACAUUCAUAUCAACGACUUUAUCGACCUAUCUUUUCAGAGUCUCAUUAUCACCAGUCUGGAAAUACUGGAAUCAAUAGAAUUUUCUCAGCUGGGCCUGCGGUUGGCAUCGAAAAACGCGCGCAAGCCAUGGACUACAACGCGGACACGGUCUACAAGAUCUAUGGCUUCGACGACCAAUUCCCAAUCUCGUGGACCGAUGCAACGGUAGACGAAAAAGAAUUAUCAUUUGUUCUUGGAGAUGAUACAAGCAAACCGGAUAAAAAGGCGGGGAAAAAAGAUGACGACCGUGUUCUCCAGCGCAAUUUUGAUGUGUUUGUGAAAAUGAAGAGUACGGUGGAUACCGCUUAUCUAGAGAUGAAGCGUGAUUUCUUGCAAGAGAGAAAAAAUUGGGGCGUGGCCAGUAUUUCAAACAGCAUAGAAGAUGCAAACGAGAGGGCUGUUUGGAUAAUGAAACCGAUUGUUGACAGCAAAGUUGCUAGCGAUCGGCUGAAAGCUACUUUGUCGUUGAUUGACAGGCAUCGCUACCUGUUUGAUCUGCCGGCAUCAUUGCAGAACAGUAUCUCGACCGGUGAUAGCGAUUUAGUCGUACGCGAUUACCGACGUGGCAGGGCUCUUACCGAAGAAAUCAGAACGUUGCCGCACAGUUCCGAACUCACCGAUUAUUACGUCCAGCAGCGUCGAGUGAUUGAGAGGAUUUGGGGAGAGGUAGAGAUCGUUAUUGAGGACUACAAGAGUGAUGUAUGGCAGAAACUCAUUGGUGCGACGGCCGAUGAUAGCUCAUAUCUCUCAUACAUUACGAUUCUCCUGGAGAUUGGGGUCGAAGACAAUCCGAUACUAGUCUGGCUUGGUGAACAAAUCAAAAACCUCAAGAAACGGAUGAAGGACACAUUCCAUGAACUGAACAAGUUUCUCUAUGCGCUGCAACAGGAUCUGGAAAAAGCAGAAAAGCCAAGUCAGAACUCGACCAUAUAUUACUUUCUGAAUGCGAUCAAGCUGUCAAUCGAUAGCGCAGAGAUCAUGCGGGACUCCCCGGAGAUCGUGAUGACGUGGUCGCGAAUGAGCCAAGUGAUCGAUGAGGUUGUAAAAUACUUUGGCAAACAAAUCAAGAACUUCUGGCUUUGUGCAUCAGGGUUUUUGGACGGUCAGACUCAGAAGAAUCUACCAACCGGAAUCAACGGUGAAUCAAAGGUGCAUCUCUCAUUCUCCAAGGAGCAAGAAAAUCAAUUACGAACUGAAAGCAAAGAGAUCGUGGAGCUUUUUUCCAGCAGUAUUACAGAGUUCUUCCUGAACACUGUCUCUGAGUGUGAGGAAAAGGCGAAAAGAAAACUGAUGCAGACAGCCGAAACCGAAGAUUUCGACCUAUCCGAGCGGAAAGAAAAUCAGCCGACGAUCUCGGAGUCGUCUGGAAACAGUGUUAUGAACUUGAAAAACCCGAGUGUCGCAUCGCUCUCUGCUAGUGCUAUGCUUGCGAGUUCUUUGAAGAACGACCGUAUUGCAGAUGCCCAAAAGUAUAUGACCAGCGACAGGAGACCGAGGACUCCUCCUCUCCCUGUUCAGCAGCAAGAGCAGCAGCCCCCACCUUCUCCCGGGUCUCUGAAGAACUUUGAGCUAUAUGCCUUCCUACCCACCAGCUCAAAUGCUAUAAGCGCGACUUAUUUCUUGGCGCAAAUAGUCGGCUCGGUGGGAACGGUAGCGAGCGACCUCUCGAAUCUUGCAAUUUCAUCAAAGCAUGUUGAGACGCUCCGAAAUCUGGUCUCGACGGUGCGUGAACGCUGCACUUCAGCUUGCUGCCUGGCCUGGCAGCAGGACGCCAAACGUCUGAACAUUCUCGAAGAUUGGCGAGUGGCACCGAGCCGACGGGGUACCCGCCUUCCGACUCUAUUCCUCGCGUAUCAAACCGCUGUAUGGCAGGGUUUACACCGCGUGAUGUAUGUCGAGAACGCGGAGAAAAAGGCCGACGUGCAUGUUGUGAUGCCGCCGAGCUCCAAGAUAGUAUCGAACAUCAAAACGCAGUUUGUGAACUCGAUCUUUCUGGUUCUUGACGGGCUAAUGCAUGACGCUGUGGCUUCAGACAAGAAGCGGGCUAACGACGGACCGGCAGCGAAAUUCGCGGUUCCGUCUGAGUCGAGGAUCUUGCUCACUAUCUGUAACAUCACUGAGCUCAAGGAUAACAUCGUGCCACGAAUGUUUGAAAGAUUUUCAAAGUUCUUCGGUAUCACUCUCACUGAUAACUCAAACAUCAUGGGUGACUCUCUCAAGCAAGCGGACGAGCAGCUUUUCAAUGCUUAUACGAAGAAGAAGCGCGCUCAUCUUUCCAGUAUCAUUCGUGGUGGCAUCCUCAAGUCUGGAAUCAGAUGGGGAGAACUGGAAAAGCCGACGGACGUUGACGUGUACAUUUACGAAGCAUUGCUUGCUCUUGUGCAUGUGCACGCGCAAGUGUUUACUGUUGCUCCAUCGCUGAUUGAGCGAGUUAUCUCCGAGCUGCUGAAGCAUAUCAUUUCUACAAUAGUCGAAUGUUUCAGACAAGUUGAUAAGUUCUCGUUUGGUGGCCUUCUACAAGGCACAAUUGACGUCCAGUUGAUUGAUCAGGAGAUGUCGAACUACAUCACUCCUGAGAUAGAAGAACUAUGCAAAACUGCAUAUACAGCAUUACAGGAUGCGACAGAUCGCUCGCAGAUGGACGUGAACGUCAUGACCUCUCAGCUAGAGGAGAUGAAGAAGCUCCUUGGUCGCUGCCACAAAAACUCGCGAGUCGAGUUCUUGUGCUUCAAGGAGAAGAGGUCGAAGCCAUCUGAAUCAGCUCAGCAGUAUCAACCUCAGUCACAGGCUCAGCAGAAGCAGUACCGCGACCAAAAUAUCCUCUAAGUUGGGUCAUGCAUGAUUGUUCUAUGUCGAUAGAGUAGUAAUUUUUUGUUCUCCAUGUGUGACUGUAUAUGUUAUCCCAUUCAUGACCAAUGGUAAAACUGUAAA